AUGACCGUCCAGGCGAGGAGAACCUCCGGCGCCCACAACAAACCGUCGCCCUAUAGCUCGAGCGCUCCGGAAAGUGAUGUCGAGAAACAGCCUCACAGCCAUCAUGCCCGUCCAAAUUACCAUAAUCAUCAUCAUCUGAGCGACAGUGAUGAUUCCGGCCCCGAUUUCUCCUCCACAUCCUACCCGCCCAUCGGGGGUGCCGCGGGCCUGCGCCGCGCCAGAUCCAAUGUGGGCUUCGCCGUGCCACAGCGGAUUAUGCGAUGGUUGUGCUUCGCCUUGUUCGCCGCUCUCGUGCUCUUCAUCCUCACCCUUUUCCGUUUCACCAUUUCCUCCUCCGUUUCCCAAGUCGCCGUCGAGCUGCCCAAGGUCGUCACGAACAAACCGCCACAGUGGGAGGCGUUCCCCUUCCUGAACCGCUAUCAGGGCGGUUUAUCCAGUCUUGUCGCGCGCAGCGACAAUGUUCCCGAGUACCCAGGUGAUAAUGCGGAUGGAUUGAUGCUUCCGGAGGAAGAAAUCAAGGACAACACGGCCAAUAAGUUGGCCGCCAGAGACUCGAAGCCGUCCAUGUCAAGCUCGGUGUUCAAUCCCUAUCCCGAUUACGCCUCCCCAGAUUAUGUCGCAAAGUACGGCGAGAAGCGCGAGUGCUUCUUGGACAAGGACAACUCGAUUCGUGUCCCCGCAAUCCAAUCCUUUCCUGGUAUCCCCAGAGGUUUCCCGGACCCCGUUAUGGGUUCGAAUACAAUGUUGGGAAUUCGCGACGAUGUCUGUUUCGAUCGAUUCGGUCGUCUGGGACCGUAUGGACUGGGAUACGGAGUCAAGAGGGGUGGCAGCGGAGCCGGUUUAGAAGGUCACCGAGAUGGCGCCGAGCGGAUUUGGGAGGAUGUCCCUCCGGUGGAUUUCCGCCAGGUCGACUGGGCCGAUGCGCAGCAACGCUGUAUGGCCUCGAAUACUCAUCGAUUCAAGGAGCUUGAGGAGCCGCGUCUGAAUCGCUUUCUUUCAAUGCCCGUCGGCGUUCCGCAGUUCAACAUCACCUCAGCCCAGGAGACCAGCAAAGCGCAGGCCCAGGCUGGAUCGGAUCGCCUUUCGAGAACCGCAGUUAUCAUUCGCACUUGGCACGACUUCCGGUACACCACCGAGGACAUCAUCUACUUGCGCUCUCUCAUCUCCGAACUUGCGCUGCUGUCUGGCGGCGAGUACACCGUUCAUUUCCUCGUCCAUGUUAAGAACACUGAUCUUCAGAUUUGGUCCGACGACGAGACCUACCAGCGCGUCCUUCACGAUUCUCUUCCGGAGGAGUUCCGGGGUAUGGGUACUCUCUGGUCAGAGGCCCAAAUGACUCUCAUGUACCCAGGACUGGAGGAAACGUUGACUCGCGGUCUACCGAUUUACGGCGUCUACCGCAGUACCUACAUGCCCGUGCAAUAUUUCGCCUAUCAGCAUCCGGAGUACGACUAUUUCUGGAACUGGGAGAUGGACGCUAGGUAUACCGGUCACUGGUACCAUCUCUUUGACAAGGUGGGCGACUGGGCCAAGCAGCAGCCGCGCAAGGGCCUUUGGGAACGCAAUGCUCGCUUUUAUGUCCCAUCUGUGCACGGCUCGUGGGAUGAUUUCCGCCAAAUGGUUCGUGUGCAAACUGAGAUUGGCACUAACAGCCCCAACAAUAUGUGGAGUACCUACAAGCCUGGUCAAGAUGGAGGCGAUAGUAAAAGCCCCUUCCAACAGCAGGGCGAUAAAGCAGUCUGGGGCCCCCAGCGCCCCGACGAGCGUGACAUCUUCGAAGUUGAAGGUGAAGGCAUCCCGCCGACAACGGCCGAGAAGGAUCAGUAUCAGUGGGGCGUUGGCGAGGAUGCUGACUUGAUCGUCUUUAACCCGCUGUACGACCCGGAAGGCACAACCUGGAUCCUCCGCGACGAUGUUACUGGCUACAACAAAGAGAAUGGCAUGCCUCCCCGACGUACCGCGAUUAUUACUGCUUCACGUCUAUCGCGUAAGCUCCUCACCACUAUGCACCGUGAGACUAGCCUACGCCACCACAGCAUGUUCUCCGAGAUGUGGCCUGCUACGACCGCGCUCCACCACGGCUUCAAAGCCGUCUAUGUCCCACACGCCGUUUAUGUCGACCGCCGGUGGCCGACGCGCUACCUGGAGUCGGUCUUCAAUGCCGGACGCAAUGGCGCCUCUGGUGGUGCCCGUACGUCGAUCUUCGGCGACCGUGAGCAUAACUUCAAAGGCACGACCUGGUUCUAUUCUGCCGGGUUUUCGCCGAACAUCUGGCGCCGCUGGCUGGGACUCCGCGUCGACAAUGAUGGCGGCGAACAGCAAGAGCUGGCGGGCGAGGGUCGCAUGUGUCUGCCCCCGAUGCUCCUCCAUCCCGUGAAGGGUGUAGAUUUGAUCAUUGAUGACGGUGAGCAUGCUCAGGAUCGGUGA
Molecule: messenger RNA, 2427 nt
Organism: Penicillium macrosclerotiorum
Lineage: Eukaryota; Fungi; Ascomycota; Eurotiomycetes; Eurotiales; Aspergillaceae
Product: DUF3405 domain-containing protein
Exons: 1
Coding region: 1-2427 (808 amino acids)
Source: RefSeq, a predicted model, not a curated record